AUGGCACAGAAAAGCACCAACCCCACCCAGCAAUUCAACUUUGUGGCUCAGGAUAAGAUUUGGAAAUACCAUGUUGAAGCUGAGCUUGAAGCUGCAAAGAAAUGGUCUGUCAAAUGGGGAUUUUUAACAACACCUUUUGAGGAGUUGAUAAAAGACGAAAGGAAAGAACCCACUAAGCCUAAGAUAGAGCUUCCAGAACAUUUACAAAUCCGACCUAUAACACCAGUGGAAAAAUAUAUUAAGGUCUACCCAUCUCCUCCAAUCCCUAAAACAACAGGAUUUAUUGGCUGGAGAUCAUCGGUGCCAGGACUGGAACUUGAACGUUAUUAUCAGAUCAGAAGCUGCAAAGGUGCCUUUCACAAGGAUCUCAAGUGGCCUGAUGAACCCUCUGAUUGA
Messenger RNA from Gopherus evgoodei (Goodes thornscrub tortoise), 396 nucleotides. It is a transcript of the gene CIMIP1, whose product is annotated as chromosome 14 C20orf85 homolog. NCBI's taxonomy places the organism in Eukaryota, Metazoa, Chordata, Testudines, Testudinidae. The record is from RefSeq and is a predicted model, not a curated record.